Molecule: messenger RNA, 765 nt
Organism: Closterium sp. Naga37s-1
Lineage: Eukaryota; Viridiplantae; Streptophyta; Zygnematophyceae; Desmidiales; Closteriaceae
Source: the annotation of a GenBank genome assembly
AUGCUCCCAGUCCCUUGUACUCUACCUCUCAACCGAACUCAACCGCUCACAACUGUACUUGUCCUCCUGUCACCGUGCCUCCUCUUCCCCAACCCAUCCCCAAAGGGAGACCCGCACCUGAUUGGUCGGCACGGCGAGAAGUUUGAAUUCCACGGUCAGGAUGGUGCGAGCUACUGCCUUGUGAGCGAUCGGAAGGUCCAGAUCAACAUGCAUCUGUUUGCUGGCGCCAAGAAUGGAAGCACGUACAUUGAUGAAAUCGGGGUGGUAACCAGCUCAGGCAUCCACAUCGUCGUUUCUGCACAGUCAGCAGCUGACGUGUCAACUGCGGGGGUGCAGGGCCAGCUGGAGGUGAACAGUGCAUCGCUGCCGGAUGACAUCCUGACCAUCGAUCUGCUCCGGCAUACGGUCAGGAUUGAACGGCGCAAGGCAAGCGUGCGGGUGCGCGUGCGACGGGUGGUGGAUCUGACGGUUGACAUUCUUCCUGACCUCUCACGCAAGUCCCGUCCCAACUAUCUGAACAUUCGCAUUGCCAGCUUGCAUGCAUCCCACAAAGUGCAUGGCAUCAUAGGGCAGACGUACCAGGGCUCUGCGACGCGACUGUCCAGGUUCAGUGAAUCACAGGGAAAGAACGGCCCAGCAAAAGAGAGGGCCAUUAUUGAUGGCACAGAAAGGGACUACAGGACCUCAGGUAUUCUGGAUGCUGAUUGUAAGUUCCAGCAGUUUCGAAAAGAACGUUCUGGUCACCAUCAGAGUAAAGUUACAUAA